UUUUCGACACAUUUGCUUCGAUCAGUUCACGCAUGUGGUAGAGGAACUGCCACACCGGCUUCGAAAACGGGAAGUCUCGAGAGAGGUGUCUGUUGCGCUUUAGGAUAAGCUCAGCUCGCUGCCGCAAAGAUGUCCGGUGCCCUGAAGAGGUUUAUCCCUAUGUUUGACCGUGUACUGCUGCAGCGGGCAGAGGCCAUCACCAAAACCAAGGGUGGCAUCGUGAUCCCAGAGAAGGCGCAGCAGAAGGUGUCUGAGGCCACUGUGGUCGCAGUUGGUCCUGGCUUCAGGACAGACGAGGGCAAGACCGUGGCGCCUACGGUCAGCGUCGGCGACCGAGUGCUGCUGCCAGAGUUCGGCGGCACAAAGGUGACGCUGGACGACACCGACUACGUGCUCAUGCGAGACUCGGACCUGCUCGGCAAGUUCACCUCUUGAGCGACCGGCACCUGACCGGGGGUCACCACGCGCACGGGCGCCCCGACCGCCGCGCGCGCCCGCUAGCCAAGCCACUGUCUGGGCGCGUGCGGCGGUCUCAGCAGCGUGCGGCGGCCGGGCAGAGCGCCGCGGCUGCUCGGUCGUCGGGGCGGCCGAGUCUCAUCAUGUAUUCGCCCGUAGGUGGGGUAGGAGCAUUGUGUAGCGACUCUAAGGCGUAAGCCGUUUAUGUCAAGUGUAUGGGAUCCUCUGCGGAUGUCACAGUCAGGAGUGGUCCGUUUAUUUUGUAAUAUAUAUGAAAUGUGUCG
Pollicipes pollicipes is the source of this 740-nucleotide messenger RNA. Its product is annotated as 10 kDa heat shock protein, mitochondrial. NCBI's taxonomy places the organism in Eukaryota, Metazoa, Arthropoda, Thecostraca, Pollicipedomorpha, Pollicipedidae. The transcript is spliced from 3 exons. The record is from RefSeq and is a predicted model, not a curated record. Gene Ontology annotation, molecular function: metal ion binding; protein-folding chaperone binding; ATP binding. The coding region runs from base 130 to 435 and encodes 101 amino acids. Gene Ontology annotation, cellular component: mitochondrial matrix; mitochondrion.